Danio rerio (zebrafish) is the source of this 1638-nucleotide messenger RNA. Lineage: Eukaryota; Metazoa; Chordata; Actinopteri; Cypriniformes; Danionidae. The record is from RefSeq and is a predicted model, not a curated record.
UUCUGUUAGGGACUCGCGCGACCUGAGCGCGGCGCGCGGGUGGAACAGGACGCGCGCUUCCCUUAAUUAACGGAGCGCGAGCCCUGCAGGAAUGUCAGAGACGCUGCGUGGGGAAGGCAGGCGAUGCAUUUUUUUUCUAUGAGUUUACGUUGACACCAAAGACGGCGUAACAGAUGAAAUUUGAGACAGACAGCAUCAUUUUCAACCUGCUUGUCAAUUUGACUACUUUUUAUCAGAAAGCGCUUCACUAUUCCGUUCACAGUAGAGCUUCACGCGCUGGUUUAAACCUCUUCAUAUGGAAUUAUUGGUAUUGUUGACUAAAUAAAACGCGCUUUUAACACCUCAACAAACAUUUCGGUUGUGAAAAGGAUUUAUGAACCCGAAGGCCAGUUUGAAACAUCAAACCAGGGAUGCUAUUGCCAGCAUGCAAUGAGAUCUGAACAAAAGUGAAAAUGGCUGAUCUGAAAGUCCUCUUCUGUGGUCAAGACGGUGUCCAGACAGAUCACCUUGACUGGUCUCUAAAGCACCAGCAAAGUCAUCACUCAGUGUGUGCAGAUGAAAGGACUGUUUCCAAUGAAGAGUGCUGCCAGGCGUAUCUGGAGGAGAAUGUUAAUGAGGCGAACAGGCUUUCAGAACCAUGGACAGCGACUUUGCCAAUUGGACGACUCUGCAAACUCAAUGAAUGGGGAUUUGAUGAAGAAGUCGGGGUAUGUUACGACGAGCAGUUUGAAACCGCUUUUCCUGGUGUGGCUGACAUUACUGACCAUAAAGACUGCCAGUUGUUAGCUGAGGAGACCAACUAUGACAACUUCAGUUGGAAUUCAUCCAAAGAUCUCCAAGAGGUUGCCCCAGAAUGCUCUCUGCUGUCGGUUGACGAUUUCAUGGUGGAUUCAACGGAAAAGUCCGUGGAUUAUGGGUUUAUAGGAGCAGUAACCUUUUUAGUUACCGGGAUUUCCUUGGUUGUCAUUUCCUACACAGUCCCACGGGAUGUUAAAGUCAAUCCUGACACCGUUUCUGCUCGGGAGAUGGAGCGUUUGGAGAGAGAGAAUGCCCGAGUGGGGGCUCACCUGGACAGGUGUGUGAUUGCAGGAUUGUGCCUCCUCACUCUCGGAGGUGUGGUACUGUCAACCCUUCUGAUGAUCUCCAUGUAUAAAGGAGAGAUGAUCAGGAGACAAGCAUUUGCUUACUCCAAGCACCAAGCCAGACUUUACGGCUCUAUAAAUUUCAGAAGUGGCACCAGCCCAAGCAAUGCUCCUUCACUUUUGUCUCUUGAUGAUGAUGAAGGUCCUGUUGAAGUCUUGAGUUGAAGCCAGCUUUUGUCAGUUCUUAUAACAUUAUAAAAAUGGCUUUGCUUAACCGUGAUCUUCACUGUGUAACAAGUGUGAUAUCAUGACUUCUAAAAGAUGAAUCUGGAAUAUUUCAUGGAUUUAUUACCUUGAGUCAUAUCAACAAUUGUCAGUUUUAAGGAUGAAAAUGCAUGAAAGCCUAUCAUUCUGACAUGGAAUUGAGUCUGGUUUGUGUAAACCAUAUCAGUAAUACUUUACCUGAAGGGGUUUUCAUAAGACUGUCAUGACAUUUAUAAUUAUGACAUGACAAAUUACAUGAAUAUAAAUGGUAUUUUUUGCAUGCUUAUGAAAA